AUGUUCGAAAAUUCACUAAAGUUCAAUGCUCGAAAAUUAUGGAAAGAUGCCCUUUUCUCGAGUCCACGUUUCCAAAGAGAAGCAGCCCCACGAGGAGUGCAUGAACUGGAGUGUACCAAAUGCAUGAAACUCAAAUGUCCACCUGGCAGACCCGGGCAAGCUGGUCGAGAUGGUGAGCCAGGCGUCAACGGUAAAAAAGGAACUUCGGGAAAAUCCGGUAUGCAUGGACUGGAUUUCGUUCAUGAGCCUGAACCCGUCUUUCCAUGUGUUCUAUGCCCUGUUGGACCACCAGGCAAUCGUGGUGCUCAAGGUGAGGCAGGCCGUGCGGGCUCACCGGGCCCAGGUGGACUUUCUGGGAUUCCGGGUAGGCCAGGUCGACCCGGACCUGUUGGUGCAGUAGGUCCACAGGGUCCUGCUGGUGAAAUGGGCGGACCAGGCUUGAAGGGACCGAUCGGGGACGAUACAAUUGGCGGCACAGGAAUAAAGGGACCACCAGGACCACCUGGACCACGAGGACCUAAAGGAGCUCCAGGACCGAAUGGAGCGAUAUCCUUUGAUAGUGGGCCGUCUGGACCGAACGGCGAGAUG
Molecule: messenger RNA, 588 nt
Organism: Anisakis simplex (herring worm)
Lineage: Eukaryota; Metazoa; Nematoda; Chromadorea; Rhabditida; Anisakidae
Source: the annotation of a GenBank genome assembly